AUGGACGCCGAGCAGUUCACGCCGGCGCAACUGUCCUUUUUCGCAAUCUACAGCCCGCCGCUGGGCCCGACCGACGAGACAUUCGGCGACCAAGUUGUCUUUUACUAUUCGCGAUCAGCCCGGGAUGGACGCGCCAAAGCCAAAGCAACGGCCGACGAGGAGCGACUGAGCGAGAAUGAGAAGCUACGACAGAUUGGCCUUGCCCAAGGCAUGGCAGGCUUCGCCAGGAACUUUUCCGACGGCGAGCCCAUUGAAGCCGUCGAGACCGAGAAAUCGCGCGUCCUGAUGCACGAGCUGGAGAAGGAUUGGUGGGUCCUGGCUUCCGUCGACCUCACACGUCUCCCCUCGUCCAACAAGGACCAAGAAUACGAAUACUCGUCGCGCGAGGUCAGCCCGGCACCUCUCCUCCUACAACAGAUCCUCACCGCCUAUCGCGUCUUUACACUCCACCAUGGUCCCUCACUCAGCGACAUGUACGUCAAGCUCACGACAGACAAAUUCUCAGCCAUGCUCGAUCGCUUCUGGUCUCGUUUCUGCCGCAACUGGGACGUCUUGCUUCACGGCAAUCCCGCUGUCGAUAUCUUCGGAGGCUUGAAGCUUGCAGCAGGCGGAGAAUUGGGCUAUGGAGUAGGCGAGGAGGACUGGGGCAGUGGAGAUAGAGAGGUGCUCGAGGACUUGGUGCAUCGCACCGAAGGCCUGGUCGACUUGCUGGUCCACCGCUUCGGCGAAGCUGUUCCACCCGAGGAAGACUACAACAUCGACGAUCCUUCUCAAACCACCCUUCACGGUGCUCGUCAAGGUCUUCCAUGGCUAGGCUGCGGAUCAGAACCCCAAGCCCCUGAUGGCCUCAUCUUCAGCGGUGUAGGUGCCAUCACACGUCCUUCAGUCCGUGACAUCUCCACCUGGGUGCGCGACAUUUAUGCCUACGGUGAGCACGCUUACGGCGUCAAGGACAAUCCCCACCGACAGCGCCGCAAGAAGCGCAGGCGCCAGCCAGUCCAAGAGUCCGAGACACCAAUUGCUACAGAUGAGGAGCUCAAGAACAAGGCUAUUGACAAGUUGAAGGGUAUUAAGCUGCCGCCAGAUCCUCGUCCGCAGAUGCACGACAGAAUCGCCUCUCAUGACCAUGCCACCGGUACUCCAGGCACCCAGGUUGCUUCACAUCCCGGCAUUCCUCCACCUAUUGUCAGCGCUGUAGAGGCCUCUCUUAACAGAGCUAGUGCCUCCGCUGAAUCCAACGCUUCCAACCAACCCCCACCACCCUCCGAACAAUCCUCAAACUGGAACCUAGGAAGCUCGGACAAGUGGGUCAAAUACCUCACAUUCGGUCUGGCAUCAGGCGGAAAACGCUCCGAAUCGCCAAAACGACCAGAAGGCCCCCGCCGUACUUCGACCUCAAGCUCAAAGACCGUCAAGGGCGUCUCUUUCCCAAAAUCAAAAGACGACAGCAAAGACGAACCUCCCAUGCAACAUCUCGAUCCGAAUCCAGACGGCUACCAAGCAAUGGCGGCUUUACAGCGGCAACGCCGACAAGAGAACAAAGGCCACUUCCUCAUCGGCUACCGCGGUGACCUCGAACUCGAGCCCGUAGAAGAGAACGGAAACGACAGCGACACCACAAUCAAUGACUCCGAAUUGCCCGAAGCUGAAAGCAACCUCCUACGCACUGUCAAAGUCGAAUUGACAGACAAAGGUGACACCGUAAACGAUGACUUGGACUCGCGCGACAGUUUUGUCAACAAUGAUACUUCGUCGAGAUUGAGGGUAUUGGUGUAUAUCCAUCGCCCAUUCAUCCAUGUGUUUUUGUUUGAGCAACGCACACCCUCCCUCAGUAUCACAGCGUUCUACCGCGACUUGCACAAACACUUGCGUCCGUUGUAUAAAUCGUUGCUCAACAGCACUUCGGCGCAAAAAGUGGCAGAUCGCAUAACAGCAGCACAUACCUCUCCGCCAGAGCCCACAUCCAUCAACACUGCAAACCCUCCUUACUCACCUCCUCGCGACAGCCCUGUUUUCGACUUGGUUUACGACCCUGUAAACCUCUCUUGCCACACUUCUUUGCCUAACAUCCCCGAGCCAGGCCAAGUUCUACCUCUAACCGGCGCCAUUUCAACAUCCUCAUCAGGUAAGGAUGGACCACCCCAAUGGACACGCUUGGAAGCUUUGAACAUCCACUCGCAUAUCCUGUUUACUCUACACCAUUCGUCACGCAACGAUCAAGAAACGGAAAGGACAUCAAAGACAACCAGGCAUUGGUGGGUCGUGUGGUUGCGCAUACCACAGCCCGGAGAACAGGAUGCAAGGCGUCCGCGCCCCGAGUAUUGCAGGACUGCGUUUUUGGUGCGCAAGGCUAGGGAUCAGGUUGUCGAGAGAAGAGGCUUGGGGAUGGGUGGCAUGGGCAAGGGUAUGGCGAGCAGAGUGAGCAGUGGGAUGUAUAAUCUGGUUGGUGUUAGAGGAGGGAGCAGUGCGGACACUGAGGGUGCCCAAGGAACUGCAGGAUGGGGCAGUGCUGGCGCGUUGGCGGGUGGAAUCGGCAUUGAUGCCAGGAAGUAUGUUGAGAAUCUGCUGAGCUUGAAUCGGUAA
Aureobasidium namibiae CBS 147.97 is the source of this 2583-nucleotide messenger RNA. RefSeq lists its product as uncharacterized. The transcript is spliced from 3 exons. Gene Ontology annotation, cellular component: intracellular membrane-bounded organelle; Mon1-Ccz1 complex. NCBI's taxonomy places the organism in Eukaryota, Fungi, Ascomycota, Dothideomycetes, Dothideales, Saccotheciaceae. The record is from RefSeq and is a predicted model, not a curated record. Gene Ontology annotation, biological process: vesicle-mediated transport. Bases 1 to 2583 code for a protein of 860 amino acids.